GAUUACAUGUGAAACUCCACAUGACCAGCAUGUGUAUUACCCAUCCUAUUCCUUCAGUGGAGAUAAGAAACUGGGAGCAAUAAAAUCGUACAGUUGUGAAACUGGAUAUCGUAAAACAGCAGAAGAGGCCACAUGUACACGAGACGGAUGGACACCAAACCACUGUGUGCUGAAAUGUGUGCAGCACCUAACAUUCCAAAUGCAGAUAUUGUUCGAGGUCAGAGACAAAAAUACGGAAUCAAUUCAAGAAUACAAUAUAAAUGUCAUCGUGGAUUUGAACCAGAGGAGCCUUUUGAAAUCACCUGUGAUUACCAGGGCCAGUGGACAGGCUUACGUGAGCAAUGCACUGUCUCAGAGAAAUGUGGACCACCACCAGGCGUGAACGAUGCAGAUACACUAGAAAUAACAAAAAAGGAAUACAAUACAGGGGAGAGAGUUGAAUACAGCUGCUUUAAUAAAUACACAUUGGAUCGACCUUUCUCCAAAUACUUCACCUGUGAGCAAGGAGAAUGGAGAGGGAAGAUUAGGUGUUUAAAGCCCUGUACAGUGACGGUAGAGGAAAUGGAAAGAAGACGUAUAGAGUUGGCCUAUGCUGAUCGACAAAAGAUGUUCGCACCACAUGAUGAUCACAUCAGAUUUAUGUGUCAGAGGGGCAAAGUUUCAGGAGGUGUUCCCCUAAGACAAAAGUGUAAUGAUGGAGUGGUGACUUUACCUGAGUGUGAGUGACAGUGGGA
Molecule: messenger RNA, 734 nt
Organism: Sinocyclocheilus rhinocerous
Lineage: Eukaryota; Metazoa; Chordata; Actinopteri; Cypriniformes; Cyprinidae
Product: complement factor H-related protein 3-like
Exons: 4
Coding region: 133-726 (197 amino acids)
Source: RefSeq, a predicted model, not a curated record